Messenger RNA from Exophiala bonariae, 4182 nucleotides. RefSeq lists its product as uncharacterized. Bases 1 to 4182 code for a protein of 1393 amino acids. The transcript is spliced from 2 exons. NCBI's taxonomy places the organism in Eukaryota, Fungi, Ascomycota, Eurotiomycetes, Chaetothyriales, Herpotrichiellaceae. The record is from RefSeq and is a predicted model, not a curated record.
AUGGAACCACCCCAACCCUGGUUGGCGUCCUUCGCCAUUACCCGACUAACAGACCUUCUGAUCCACGAUGAAGAGGACCACAAGUGUGAUUUCAAAAUCAAAUAUCUGGGAGGGUCUUAUGACUGUAGUCCAUUGGAUAUCCUUCAAACCCCUCCACUUGCAGCUUAUGGCUAUAUUACAGACGUAACCCAGACUUCUUCGCAAGGAAACACACGCGUGGGGGGAAUCAUCUCUGACGGCCAGCAUACUACAAAGGUCAAGUUCCGGAAAUCUGCCCGUAAUGCGCUGCUACUUCCAGACAAAGGAAACGAGCACACCCUGAGUUCAGUUGGACUAGUCAAGCUGUCCGGUCUAGGUCUACGAGUCACCACCGACCCGCCUGAGCUGGUACUCAUCGUUGACUCUAUCGAGACUGUGCCUUCCGGAGAGUCUGUGGGCAAGGUUGACAAAGUCACGGAAUCGCUUAGGAAAAGACUUUGUAAAGACCACCAGAUAAAGUCAUUACUCACAAGAUGUGUCGAUCAUCUUGAGAUCAGGCAACAAGGAUACCAACGCCAGAGUCAUACUCCAAAAUCCAUUGUAUCCCAGCCACCGCUGAGCCCCGGUCGUCAUGAUGUUUGGAAGAAUGGAACAGACCUACAGACCUCAUCCCUGAACGAGCCGUUUGUUACUCAGCUCCCUCAAAUAAUUGAGAAGAGCCCAUCAAUCAGCCCAAGGAAAAAUUUGGACGACGAACCAGCUCUGCCGACUCCAGGUCUUCAAGACACUGGAUUGAAACGGAGAAAGUUGCUCAAAGCCACCCGUGAGCCAGCUAUCGAACAACACGAACCCGCAAAUACAAUUACAACCACAGCCACAACCACCAACACCCUGCCAACAUCGAAUUGUUCUACUCGGCCAGCCACCAGAGCGAUCGAUCCACCACUGAAAGUGGAGAGCAAGGAUAAGCAAGUGCCAUUUGAGAAACAAAGUGCACAAGAGAACGCUGGUUUCCGACAAUGGCGACAAGAAUCGAGGAAGAACAAACGUCUGCCUCGAUAUAUUGAGAAAAUCCCCAAAGCCCAACUGGAGCUACUAGAGUCAGACGAUGCUUGGCAACCUCCACUCGUGGGCCGAAGAUCAAGACCUGGAGAUGUACCCCUUACCUUGCUGGGAAUACUGUCCAAAGCUGCAGAUGCUCCAUCAGAACUCCCAGCUGAACAUGUCGACCCAUCAAAUCCAAGCCAGCCAUUGGAACAAAGUGAACCCACAUUGCCCACUCAACACGAGCUCGAUAAUGGCGACCCACUCUCGCCUAACGAAUCUGAUAGCAGUUCUGUUAUUGAAUGGGCAUCUAGUCCCCCAGCUCAUCGACGCAGUCUCUACCUCCCUCCAGAUAGUGACCCUCUGGCGAUGCCUGAUAUCGAUGCACAGUCUAUCCACAAAAGUCAGAACAAUGGCGCAGCCCCGACCGUCAAAGUGCACGCAAGUGAAAUGCCUGUACUGGAAUUGGUUCCGAAACGUGGCUUGGAUAACACCAAUGAAGCGAGUCACAUACAGGACCCUUCAGCAUGUCCUCCGUCUUGGGACAUAUCUCUUUCGUCCGCCGAGUCAGGUCUGAAGUCUUCGCAAGGUCCAGAACCGAGUCCACGGGAUCGCGGACAAGAACAAACGUCCAUGAAAUCUGAACAGACAAAACUGGCGCUGCAAGUGCCUAAUAGCUCUGUCGAACUCCUGCUACCCCGAACUCAAGUUGCACGAACUGUGCAGAUCGGGCGUACACCUUACGUGGAGAAGUUCACUACUCCACAAGCAGCCAACAAACUGACCGCGAGUCAAGCCCAGACGACAGGCAUCAUUCUUGCCCACCCCACAUCCUCUGAUGUUAUGCCGGGUACUUUCAGUGAGUCGGCGUUGCAAAAGCACGCACAACCAAGCCGUCCCUCGCCACCUCAAGAGUCCAAAAUGGUUUCCUCCCCUUCUUCAAGAAGGGGUCUGCAAGACCCACUCUCUGAGAAGCCCGAAGGGAAACCUCAGGGAUCUCAACUGGGACGAAGUCCGGUGCUCGUUCAGGCAACCGCAUCGAAUGUUGAUGCUCAUGAGCGGGGGAUUUCUCGACCUCCGACCAAAGGCUCGCCAGGUCAUCAUACACCAGAUCCUGCGACACGGUCACGUGGCCAACUCUGGGAUAUGACCGCCCUUGGAGAUUCGUCGUCAAAAGAGGCAACUUCUCCUGCAGACAAAGCCCUUCAAGGGAAGGAACCGCCCGGCAUGGAGUCUCAUCAGAAGUCGCACGGUUGCAUUCCGACAGCGAAGCGAUUCAUUUCUAAUAGCGACGGUAACACCCCGAAUAAACGACGCCGAUUACAGUCAGGGAUGGGGACGAACGAUCAACUACGCGAUCCUGCCUAUGAUCCCAUAGUUCAAGACAUCCAAAUGCAUCGGCGUGAACACUUCCAAAGAUUUCGGAAGUUGAGCACUCAUAACCCACCGUCGACAUCUUCCUCUUCGUCAGCGAACGGAGAUAGCGACGUGGCCAUGCCAACACCACCUCGACCUGGGAAGACAAAAGGUGCUGUCGUAGAGGACGGUUUCCGGGCCCAUACUUCGACACCUUUGACAGGACUAUCAGACUCAGACGAGAUCAUCAAGGACCCAAAGAUCAGCCAGGAACACAGCGUCCCAAAUACCAAUGCAAAGCCGACACAAAUAACACUAGAAUCUCUAUCUAGGAAAUUUGCAGGACUUUACACUGACUAUAAGGGACACUUGACUGAUUUCAAGGCUGCCACGAAACUCCUCAAGAAAAUGGUGGACAAUGAAACCGCACCCCAUCCUUUCCUGUUCGAUGAUGCGGUCUUCCAUCAUUUUCAUAGUUAUCGCCAAUUUCUGCUAGAAGACGUCUUCAACGGAGAGGAGCCGAUGACAUAUGACAAAUUUUACAGGACCCGUGUCAAUAUCCCCACCCAUUUACAGUGUGUUAUUACUGUCGACAUCCUUAAAUCUCUAUUGUGGGUGGAUGACACUUACCCCCACACUGUCCAUACACCACACCUGCAGCCAACAGAUAGCUUGAUGGUGAAACACCAAGGGCUUUAUGACCAUGAACUAGCACAACAAGGAAAGGGAAAAGAGUGGGCAGCAUCACCCAAAAUCCGCCCAACUCCCAGUGUCUCAGCAAGGCAAAUGCCAUUGCAUAAUACCGGGCCCAUAGCACAUGCUGGUGCAUUAGCAGACUACCAAUCGCUUCAGUCAGGGUCGAGAGGCGGGUCUCCAGAGCUGGGUACGCCUGAAAUCGAUCGCAGUCGAUCCCCAAGGCUACCUUCUUUCAGUUCUGAUCGAGGUCAGUUGGAAAGACCUCAUAUGGGCGUGUCAGCAAUUCGACAUUCCACGACACGGGCGACGAUUUCAGACAGACAAUCACCCGGCUUGCCCCGUUUCGCGACAUCUAACAAGAGCGUCUCAACAACGAAGCAAAUGAGAGAUGAGCGUAGCGCAGCAAUAGCUAAGCAAGGUAGGGUCUCAACUUCACCGGGUGACCAGAUACGAACGAGCUUGGUACGUAUUGAUUGUGCCGACUCUUCCAUCAGUCCUUGCAUUCAGCCUGCUAGCGACGAACGUUCCCUUGAUGACCGGCCACGAUUGCCCGGACCGGUUGGCGAUGCCAAGUCUUCCCUGGGCUCUUCCAUCAAGCCUAGCAGUGACGAACGUGCUUUGAGUGGCAAAUCGCGAUCGAGCUUCAAAGCCGUUGAUGAUGGUGACGGGUUUUCCAUCAGUCCCUCUGUUAGACCUGCCAGAGAUAGCUUUGCCUUGGCAAGCAAACCGCGGUCGAGCAUAGAACAGCAUUAUCCUGCUAAAUCGGCUAUCAGUCCUUCCAUGAAGCGUCCCGGAGAUGACCGUCCCUUAGCUGACAAGCCUCGACCGAGCAUAGAACGGUAUGAUCAGGGCAAUGCUUUCAGCAGCGCUUCCAUCAAGCCGGACAGGGAUGUCACUCGAAGAAGGUCAUCGGGGUUCAAAAGGUUGUCGGACAAAAGGAUUGCGGAUUUCCCGCGAUAUGUGGUCGAUGAGGUUGACGAGUGGUGGAAGGAUCCAGACACCACAGUCAAAAGAUUUGCGAAGCAACACUCAGCCUUACCAUCUGAAAAAAGGCUUUUGGCAGCUGGGGUACGUCGAAAUAUCAACGUUUUUGAGUGGAGACCAUGA